AAUUUUCACCUGAACGGUUCGUCAGUGUGAAUUGUGACUCGGUGUUGGAAUCCGAAAAUUGUGCUCAUGUAAGAUAGAGGGCUAAAUCCGCCAGAAAUAAGGAUUUUUGCCAGAAGUUAGUUUGGUGGACAUUGCCUUUGAAUAAGGGACAACGAUAUUUGUACUAAGGGAUCAAAGUGAAGAAUAAUUGAAGAUACAAAAUGUAUUCGUCCUUCAAAUAUCUUCGUCCAAUUGUGGUUUUUGCAGGAGUUAUCGGAAUGCUGCAAUCGCUACUGUGGAUAGCCUUUGCCAUUACCGCACUCACCGCCUAUUACUGCCACAUGAGCUUCCAAGAUGUAUGGCCGAGUGUAGGAUCCCUCUUCGAGCUCACUUUCUUCCACGUGUACUUCCGUGGACCCUGUGAACUACCCUACUUCCCUCCCAUCGAUUUUGGCAUUGUAGACAACCUGCCCCUUCUAGAUCCCAUCGAUGUCCAUGCAAUGGCCUGGGCCUACCUCAUCAUCUCCUUCUUCUGGCUCAUCAGCUCUCUUACGAUAAUCUUAACUUGUAAGGAGGAGUAUAUAAGAUAUGCAAACAUCUUUCUCUACAUCUGGAUCUUUAUCACCCUUGCGAUCUCGAUCGUGGACAUGGCCCUGGGAAUUCUAUUUGGACUAGAUUAUGGCGUCAUAAUGGAUGAAGCUCAUAGCGUAGGACUCGCAGGAGCUACGAUCAACCAUGCGAUCCUCCUUGCAGCACAAGCAUCCGCAGGGGUUUUGAUGGGAGUGGCAUUCCGGGGAUUUCUCCUGUGGCUCAUUAAUAUUUUCUUAGCUCUCUAUCUCUUCACGCACACUUUCAAGAUUUCCGAUCACAAUCGCAUGAAGAGCGGAGUAGAUAAUGUAACUUUCGCUUCGGAACCGCACUCACUGAAUAGAACAACAGAAAAACCAAUCGACGCAUAUGGAUUUAGCACGCGUCCAACCAGCACCUGGCAAACACCUAGUUCCUUCCAUCCCGAUCGACACCCCGUUGUGGAUGAUCGCGACUACCGACGAGGCGUUGUAUCCACCUACGAACUUCAUCCGCAACAGCAUCACCCACCGCCACCGGUGACUCGACGUCGUGACGAUGACGUAAUCCUACGACGCGAUGCUGCACAGAGUGUAGCUCGUGAGAUUAACCAUCGCAAUAGCUUCAGGAAUGAACCCGGAGUCCCUGCUCCGGACUACAGUCCACCAAUGCCCAGAAGCAAUCCCUAUGAAAAUCGUCCUGCCCUCAAGUCAGCCCUCAGACAGUCGAGGUACCAGUAAUUAAUUUAUUAAUUCAUUGAAUCCACACCAAUUCAGUGACAUUUUCACCCAGAAUAUGAAUAAAAGAAAAUUUGAGGAAA
Molecule: messenger RNA, 1366 nt
Organism: Phlebotomus papatasi
Lineage: Eukaryota; Metazoa; Arthropoda; Insecta; Diptera; Psychodidae
Exons: 6
Coding region: 201-1286 (361 amino acids)
Source: RefSeq, a predicted model, not a curated record